GGGCGUGUGUGUGUCCAUUGUCAUCUGUUACAUUCCCACGAACACAAAUUUGUCCGCAAAGACGAAGUCACACACAAGAAGAAUUCUGCACACUCUCGCCUUGUUUAUCCAGCAACACCAUGCCUGGUAAAGUCGUUCUCCUGGGACUCCUGCUCGUCUUUAUGGCUGCAGCUGCCGAGGGAAGCGGGAGACAGCCGUCUUGUCUGCCUUCGGGGACCAAGGCGUGCCCUCUGAACCUUGCCCCUGUGUGUGGCAGUGAUGGAGUCACCUACCCCAAUGAGUGCAGCCUCUGUGUCACGAUUGAAGAACUCAAACAGCCAAUUUCGAUUGUCCACGACGGGAAAUGCUAACCUGCACAGGAAGUGAUGUCACCACUAACGGGACCAGUCACAUUCAGCUCAAGUGGCCCUGACUAUUUUCUCAGUGUUACCAUGACAAUGUGGCCUUAACUGCUGUAAAUGUCUGUUUGGUUGGCGUGAGAAAUAAACAUCUGUCAGCAGAAGAAAAAAUU
Messenger RNA from Myripristis murdjan (pinecone soldierfish), 511 nucleotides. RefSeq names its product serine peptidase inhibitor, Kazal type 4 (gene spink4). Lineage: Eukaryota; Metazoa; Chordata; Actinopteri; Holocentriformes; Holocentridae. Gene Ontology annotation, molecular function: protein binding. The transcript is spliced from 4 exons. Bases 120 to 350 code for a protein of 76 amino acids. The record is from RefSeq and is a predicted model, not a curated record.